Messenger RNA from Erythranthe guttata (spotted monkey flower), 973 nucleotides. Its product is annotated as carbonic anhydrase Nec1. NCBI's taxonomy places the organism in Eukaryota, Viridiplantae, Streptophyta, Magnoliopsida, Lamiales, Phrymaceae. Gene Ontology annotation, biological process: one-carbon metabolic process. Gene Ontology annotation, molecular function: zinc ion binding; carbonate dehydratase activity. The record is from RefSeq and is a predicted model, not a curated record.
ACUCACCAAAGAACAGUAAGAAAAAAUUACAACGAUGAACACCCAUGCUCCACUUCUCAUGUUCAUUGUUUUGUUAUUCGGAGCAAAAUCGAUUAAUGCUCAAGAAGUAGAGGAUGAAAGAGAGUUUGACUACUCGAAGAAAGGCGAAAAGGGUCCAAGAAAAUGGGGAGAAAUCAAGAAGGAAUGGGGUGCUUGCAACAAUGGCAGUUUCCAGUCUCCAAUAGACAUGUCGAACGAGAGGGUUGUCAUUUUCUCGAGGCCCGAAAAGAGGAAUUACAGACUUACCAAUGCAACUAUCAAGAAUAGAGGUCAUGAUAUCCAAAUUGAAUGGUUUGGCGAUGCUGGAUCGAUUUUUAUUAACAAUACAGAGUACCCCCUCAGGCAAGCCCAUUGGCACUCUCCUUCCGAGCACACUAUCAACGGUAGAAGGUAUGACAUGGAGUUACACUUGGUACACCUAAACACGGACCCGAAUGUGAAAAACAGGAUCACUGUUACUGGAAUACUCUACGAGAUUGGCAAACCCGAUAAAUUCCUCUCCAAGUUAAUGAAGAACAUAUCUUCGAUGAUUGAUAAGAAGGAUGAAGAAAUAACGGUCGGGAAGAUUGAUCCCGACAAAAUUAAAUUACGAAGCAAAAUGUUCUACAGAUACAUGGGAUCACUCACUGUUCCUCCUUGUACUCAAGGAGUUAUUUGGACCAUUAAUAAAAAGGUGAAGACUGUUUCAAGGGACCAAAUUAAGUUACUCAGAGAAGCUGUUCAUGAUUAUGCAGAGGAAAAUGCGAGGCCACUGCAACCGAAAAACAGACGAGAUGUAUACCUUUACCGCCCGGGCAAUGCGAAUAAUCGAUGAUGAAUAAAUAAUUUCGUAAACCUCACUCGUAAGUCAUAAUGAAAAAAGAGUAAAUAAUUCAUACUUAGCUUGAUACAAGAGAAUUAAAUGAAGAAUACAUGGAACACGAAAAUAAAUAAA